Molecule: messenger RNA, 1464 nt
Organism: Blastomyces gilchristii SLH14081
Lineage: Eukaryota; Fungi; Ascomycota; Eurotiomycetes; Onygenales; Ajellomycetaceae
Product: DUF1479 domain-containing protein
Exons: 2
Coding region: 1-1464 (487 amino acids)
Source: RefSeq, a predicted model, not a curated record
AUGGCUCUCCUGAAAGUUAUACCCCGAACGGGCAUUCGAACUGCUAUUCGAUCUUCUAUCCGAACUACAACUCGUGCUUCUUCCACCUCAUCUCAGCCCACCAAGGCCGAGGGGGACAUAUCGUCCGUUUUCCCGAGCUUGAGGUCGGAUUAUAAGCCAGAGCCCCUCCCAAGGCGGUUUGAAGACCUGAAAUUAAGCCUCUUCCAGCCGAAUGGAGCUGCGUUGACGAAGAGCUGGUUUAGAUUACUAGCCAGCCUGGAGCAUGAAGUGGAAGAGAUUCGGAAAGCUGGCAGCGACGUUAUACCAUCAAUCGAUUACUCAGAAGUUCUAUCAGGCGAGGUUGGCCCUGGUAAGCUGGACGAGAUUCGUCGGCGUGGAUGCGUAGUAGUCAGAGGAGUUUUGCCGAAAUCAACGGCCCUUGACCUAAAACAAGAGGCAAGGGAAUAUAUCUCUGCCAAUCGAAGUACGGUGAAAGCAUUUCCCCCUGACUCUCCCGCCGUUUAUGAGCUUUACUGGUCACCUUCACAAGUCACAGCUAGAGCGCAUCCCAAUGUCCUUCAAACCCAACGCUUUCUACAAGGAAUUUGGCAUUCCUCGGAUCCUCAGACCCAGCUCUCCAGAACCUACCCUCUUUCUUACGCUGAUCGAUUUCGCAUCCGAGACCCAGGCGAUGCCAAGUUUGCUCUAGGCCCACACGCCGAUGGAGGAUCUCUCGAAAGGUGGGAGGAUCCUGAAUACUCUAAGGUUUAUCGGAAGAUACUGGAUGGUUCGUGGGAGGAGUACGACCCCUUUGAUGCACGGCAUCGCAUUCACGCGAAAAUGAAUCUGUACAACGGAGCUGGUGCCUGUUCCAUGUUACGAUUUUUCCAAGGAUGGCUAUCAAUGUCCGACACGGGACCAGGAGAGGGGACGUUGCAUAUAUGCCCAAUGUUAAAACAUAGUACCGCCUACACGAUUCUCCGCCCAUUCUUUAAUGUCCAGACAUCGGAUCCUCUGCUAGAUGCUUCAUUCCCAGGCUCAGUUCCUGGAGCUUGUCAGGAGUACUCGGAUCACACUCACCCGCAUCUGGAACUUUCCACUACCAUGGUAUCCGUUCCUCCAGUUGAGCCGGGUGAUUAUGUUGCGUGGCACUGCGAUUCUCUUCAUUCCGUUGACAAGGAACAUCGAGGUAAAGGUGAUUCGAGCGUGUUGUACAUUCCUGCAACCCCGCUGUGCGAGAUGAACGCAAGGUACCUCGAGAAGCAGCGCCAAGCUGCUUUGGUAUAUUCUCCACCGUGGGACUUUCCGAACGCUGGGGGACCAGGUGAGUUUGGCUUUGCUGGGACGGUGGAUUGGACAAAGUUAAGCCAUGAUGGGUUACAGGCUAUGGGAAUGGGAGCUGCGCCAUGGCAGGUUCAGGAGGGCAUGUCUCAAGGUGAGAAGGAAGCUAUUGAGAUGGGGAACAAGAUUCUCUUUGCUGCAUAA